AUGGAAGCCGCUAUCUGUCAGCUGUUGUUUAGACUUGCGUUUUCCACGACUCUCCUCUUUGCAACAGUUUUCAGUGAAUCUUCCGUCCACAGUAACCAGAUCGACACUACUAAAUAUCAUCAUUAUGAUGAUCUUGUGGCCUUGUUUAGGGACCUCAACGCCAUAUAUCCUUCUCUAACGAGACUUCACAACAUUGGGAUUAGCGUAGAAAACAGAACUUUGUGGGCGAUACAGAUCACAGAUAAUGUUGAUAUUGUCGAACCAGGAGAACCCAUGUUUAAAUAUGUUGGGAAUAUGCAUGGUAAUGAAGCUGUUGGGCGUGAAGUGCUUAUAAAUCUUGCUCAGUAUUUGUUGUUCAAGUAUGAAGAAGGAGACACGCGUAUUAAAAAUAUCGUGGAUUCUACAAAUAUAUUUAUAAUGCCGUCAAUGAAUCCUGAUGGCUUUGAAAACUCAAGGAUGGGAGAUUGUAUGGGAGUGAAAGGCAGACACAAUGCGAAUAACGUAGAUUUAAACAGGAAUUUUCCAGAUCAGUUUGGAGGAAAUAAAGGUUCGCUGCAGCCAGAAACAGCAGCUGUGAUAAAGUGGAUUGAAGGAAAUCCAUUUGUAUUGUCUGCAAAUCUCCAUGGGGGCAGUCUUGUUGCUUCAUAUCCGUUUGACGAUUCAGCAAGUCACAAAUUGGAAGGACAAUAUAGUGGUGCACCAGAUGAUGCAGUGUUCAGGCUUCUUGCUCAUACUUAUGCCAAUAACCACAAAACGAUGGCAGCAAAUGCUGGGCGUGACUGCCAUGACAACUUCCCUGAGGGAAUCACCAAUGGAGCUAACUGGUAUGAUGUGCCUGGUGGCAUGGAAGACUACAAUUACCUUCACAGCAGCUGCAUGGAGAUUACCUUAGAGCUAUCCUGUUGCAAGUACCCUCCAGCAGAACAGCUGCCAAAUGAGUGGGAAAACAAUAGGGAGGCUUUGCUAAACUAUCUUGAAAUGGUUCACAUUGGUAUCAAAGGGUUUGUCAAGGAUUCUGAAACUGGUCAAGGAAUUCCAUCUGCCACCAUUUUGAUAGAGGGAAUAAACCACAAUGUGACUUCUGCUGGAUUUGGAGAUUUCUGGCGUCUGCUUGUGCCUGGCACCUACACAGUCAGAGUUGUGGCUGAUGGAUAUGAAGAGGGUGUGAAGGAAAACAUCUUAGUACCAAAGGGAGAUGGAGUUCAAGUUAAUUUUACUCUUACCAAGAGGAGUACGAGGGUCCUUUUGAAUUGCAAAGUUUACAAGACAUAUAUAUAUUUCUGUUAUAGUCAUCAUGCUGCCACACACUUUCUGGAACCUUCAGAGUUUAAGCAUCACAACUAUGACAAGAUGACCCUGUUUCUUCAGAGCCUCGCGGAGAGGUUCCCCACAAUCACCAAACUGUACUCCAUCGGCAAGUCAGUGCAGCAGAGAGAACUCUGGGUCCUGGAAAUUUCUGAUAAUCCAGGCAUUCAUGAGCCAGGUGAACCUGAAAUGAAGUAUAUUGGCAAUAUGCAUGGAAAUGAGGUGGUGGGCCGGGAGAUGCUGCUGCUGCUGUCCCAGCUGCUGUGUGAGAAUUAUGGCAAGGAUGAGCUUCUGACUUUGAUGGUUGAUGAGACACGCAUCCAUAUAAUGCCUAGCAUGAACCCAGAUGGAUAUGAGAUUUCAUAUAUCAAUGAUGUUUCAGGAGUCAUUGGCAGAGUUAAUGCACACAACGUUGACCUGAACCGCAACUUCCCUGGAAUUUUCCACAACGGCAGCCAGGUUCCAGAGCCAGAAACUAAGUCAGUUAUCAGCUGGUGCCUGACCCACCCAUUUGUGUUGUCAGCCAACCUGCACGGAGGAUCAUUGGUGGCUAAUUAUCCGUAUGAUGAUGUGUCUUCAGACCUCCACGGCCAUGGUGUUUAUUCUAAGUCGGCGGAUGAUGCAGUGUUUAUUCAGUUAGCUGAAUCUUACUCUCUGGUUAGUGGCUAUGUGUUGGUGAAUUCUUUGGAUUCAGAAUAUUUCAGAGAUGGUAUUGUCAAUGGUGCUCAGUGGUACAUAGUAGCAGGGGGAAUGCAGGACUGGAACUAUGGCUUCACUAACUGUUUUGAGAUAACCCUUGAACUGGGAUGUACAAAGUUUCCCCCAGAGAAGGAUCUUCAAGUACACAAGGGCAUCAAGGGCUUUGUGGUUGACAGAAAGUCAGGUUCAGGAAUCAGCAAUGUCAGCAUCAGUGUUCAGGGGAUUGAUAAAGUGAUACAUUCUGCAGCUGAUGGAGAUUACUGGCGGUUACUGGUGCCAGGAACUCACACCGUUACAGCUCAUGCUGCAGGGUAUAAGCCUCAGUCAGUAAUAGUAAAGGUGACCCCAGGAGCUGCGGUAAUAGUAAAUUUCACUUUGGAAGUUAGCGAGCAAGCUCACUGGUCAGAAGACAGGGACUUUGGCAUCAAGGAGAAUAUGCAGGGAAGCAUGUAUAUGUCCCACCACGCCAUUGUAGAAAGCUUCGGUUACUUUGCUCGAACCUACACCAGCUUCGUGAAGUAUGAAGAGCUGUUGAGCCCAGUGAACGGAGGAUAUUCUGUACCAAGAAACAAACCUCAUGUGCUCUUGAUUGGGAAUAUGAAUGGAGAUUCCCCUGUUGGUACUGAAGUGCUGAUGCGCUUCGCCCGUCAUUUAAUUACAGGUUAUGCUCAUGGAGAUCCAGUUGUGACAUCACUUAUCAACGCCAGUCAUGUUCAUAUUGUACCCCAGUUAAAUGUACAAGGGGCAUCAUUAGCUGUACCAGGUGACUGUACAGGGGAAAAGUACAGUGGAUCCAGGUUCAACAAGCUAGUUCAGGAUAAGGAUCCUAUUGUUCAGUCGCUGACCAGUUUGAUUGACCACAGCACCUUUCAUCUGAUUCUCAAUGUGGACGGUGGAGGAAAGUUUAUUGUCCUCCCACGAAAUGUGGCAGUGAAGAGUGACAGUAGUGCUGUCACUGAACUUACAGAGGAUGAGGACAUCUUUCAGGACAUUGCAUCCUCCUUUGCACGAGCCAUGACUGACAUUUACCAUCAGGAAGCCUGUGACAAGGCACAUUACUCUGGAAUUAUUCACGGGACACAGAUGGGUAGUGAAGCUACUGCCCUUGCAGAUUCAGUUUAUACUCAGUACAGAAGUUUGAUGUUAAGCACUCACAUUGCAUGCUGCAAGUACCCCCCUGCCUCCGAGUUGCCUGACAUUUGGGUGUCAUCUCUGCAGCCCCUGCUUAAUGUUUUGUUCAAAUCUCUGCAAGGCAUUGAGGGUGUAGUCAAGAAUGAGAAAGGACACAUAAUACGCAAGUACUCAGUGCAGCUGGACAGCAAACCAAAGCAGGACAUGACAUCACCUUUCUUUCUGUUGGCUACUGCCGGACACCACACAGUAACCAUCGAAGCUCCAGGUUAUAGUGCAAUGACAAGGCCAGUUCUGCUAACAGAAAACACGCCCACUGCUCAAACUUUUGUCCUGAAGCAGGAGAAUGCAGGAAAUCUGGUGCUCAACUAUCAUGACCACUCACAAAUGACCAGCCUGUUGAAAAAUAUCUCUGCUUCAUGUUCAGGCAUUAUGUCCUUGACCAGUUUGGGAAAGACGAAGCUGGCCUCCGAUAUUUGGAUGGUACAUUUUGGCAAGGAGUCAACAAAUCACAUUCUUCCCAGAAUUCUGUUUGUGGGGAAUAUCCAUGGGGAGGAGAUGACCUCACGGGAGAUGCUGCUUCAGCUGGCU
Candidula unifasciata is the source of this 3726-nucleotide messenger RNA. The record is from the annotation of a GenBank genome assembly. Lineage: Eukaryota; Metazoa; Mollusca; Gastropoda; Stylommatophora; Geomitridae.